This is a messenger RNA of Propithecus coquereli (Coquerel's sifaka), 1898 nucleotides long. RefSeq names its product clusterin-like 1 (retinal) (gene CLUL1). Lineage: Eukaryota; Metazoa; Chordata; Mammalia; Primates; Indriidae. The record is from RefSeq and is a predicted model, not a curated record. The coding region runs from base 58 to 1512 and encodes 484 amino acids. The transcript is spliced from 9 exons.
ACCUGGGUGUUGCUAACACCCAGAGUUAUUGGCUCUGACUUCCAGCCGGUGGCACAGAUGCCUCCAGGGGGCAGCACUCGAGCGAAUCUUAUGAAUGACAGUAACAGCGGGAACAUGAAGCCGCCACUCUUGGUGUUUAUUGUGUAUCUGCUACGGUUGAAAGAUUGUCACUGCGCACCUACUUGGAAGGAUAAAACUGCCGUCGGUGGAAACCCCAAGAGUUUUUCUGAGGCCGGGGAGAUAGACGUGGACAAAGAGGUGAAGGCGGCCUUGAUUGGUAUUAAACAGAUGAAAAUCAUGAUGGAAAAAAAAGAGGAGGAACACACCAAUCUAAUGAAAACCCUGAAGAAAUGCAAAGCAGAAAAGCAGGAGGCCCUGAAACUUAUGAAUGAAGUUCAAGAACAUCUGGAAGAAGAAGAGAGGCUAUGCCAGGUGUCUUUGGCGGAUUCCUGGGAUGAAUGCAGGUCUUGCCUGGAAAGUAACUGUGUGAGAUUUUAUACAGUCUGCCAACCUAGUAGGUCCUCUGUGAAAAAUACGAUUGAACAGUUUUUUAGGAAGAUAUAUCGAUUUCUAUUUCCUCUCCAUGAAGAUGAUGAAACAGAUCUCCCCAUCAGUGAAAAGUCCAUUGAGGAAGAUGUGCAAUUGACCCGAAUGGAGGACGUGUUCAGCCAGCUGACUGUGGAUGUGAAAUCUCUCUUUAACAGGAGUUUUAACGUCUUUAAACAGAUGCAGCAAGAAUUUGACCAGGCCUUUCAAUCAUAUUUCAUGUCAGAUACAGACUCAAUUGAGUCUUACUUUUUUCCAGCUUUAUCCAAAGAACCAACAAAAAACGCGGAUCUUGUGCAAAACUGGGACCUUCACAACUUCUUCCAGCUAUUUUGUAAUUUCAGUCUCUCUAUUUAUGAAAGUGUCAGUGAAACAAUUAGUGAGACACUGAAUGCAAUAGAAGAUUUACCAAAACAAGACAAAGGCCCUGAGCAGGGCGGCCUGAUUUCAAAGAUGUUACCUGCAUGGGACAGAAGACGCUGUGCGGAACUUGGCCAGAAUUUGUCGGGAUGUUUCCAAUUUCACGAAAGAUGCCAAAUAUGUCAGGAUUACCUAUCUGAAGACUGUCCUGAUGUACCUGCACUACACACAGAAUUAGAGGAGGCCCUUAGGCUGGUCAACGUAUCCAGUGAGCAGUACGCCCAGAUCCUCCAGAUGACCCAGCAGCACGUGGAGGACACCGCCUAUCUGAUGGCCAGGAUGAGACGGCAAUUUGGCUGGGUGUCUGAACUGGCAAACCACGUUGCAGAAACCGAGAUCGUCUUUAGUUCAGUAAAGGCAGUUCCAAGUGUUCAUGAAGAUAAUUUUUCCAAAUCAGAUGAAACAACAGUAGACUUAAGCAUCCUGCCUUCUUCUAAUUUCACACUCAAGAGCCCUCUGGAAGAAAAUGCUGAGAGUUCUAACUUCAUUGGCUACAUAGUGGCGAAAGCUCUACAACAUUUUAAGGACCAUUUUAAAAAUUGGUAAGAAGAUCUAAUGUAUCUUAUAUCAGGCAAGUAGAAUUAGCUCUUCAGCCGAGACCUGAAUAUCCUGAAAUGCAUAAGGAUAAUGCAAUAAACGUAGCUGCGGAAAAGUACGCGAGUUAUGUAUUAUGAAGUCUGUUAUUAAUAAUUUAGUUUGAAUAGCAGUUUAAUAGCUACUCAAAUUGAGUUAAAAUGAAAAUUCUUUUUAAAAAAAUCAAGUGUACGUAUAUAUGUACUAUAUUUUAUGGUACAUUGGUAGUUCUUCAUAUGUCAAAUAAAUAUUAAGUCUCCUUCAUGUCUAUGUUCUAUCAUUUCUACAAACGUAUUACUUGCUAAUUAACAAAAAGUUCUUUCAAUUUGCUUUUGUGUUUAAAAUAUAAUUGACUUUUU